This is a messenger RNA of Clarias gariepinus (North African catfish), 5594 nucleotides long. It is a transcript of the gene slc25a23a, whose product is annotated as solute carrier family 25 member 23a. The record is from RefSeq and is a predicted model, not a curated record. NCBI's taxonomy places the organism in Eukaryota, Metazoa, Chordata, Actinopteri, Siluriformes, Clariidae. Gene Ontology annotation, molecular function: calcium ion binding; ATP transmembrane transporter activity. Bases 3532 to 4689 code for a protein of 385 amino acids. Gene Ontology annotation, biological process: transmembrane transport. The transcript is spliced from 10 exons.
UUAUAUAUGCCUGGGUGAAAGCAGUGGUGCAGCAACUCAAAAAUAAAUCAAAUUGUCACCACGUGACACUAAAUGUCUUUCUACCCUGGAAGUAAAAUUACCCCUGGGCCUGUAGUGUGGGUGCGGGACAGAACUAGAUUCCCUAGAUAAAUGCACUAGAUAGGACAUGACCCCCCCUCACUAUAGAGUAAGCAUGUGCACUUAUAUGAGGAACUGGGUAGAAGCAGGAAGUCAGUGUAGCAUUAGAACCUGAAAGUUAAGUCCAGAUCAGUUCUCUAUUCCACAAAAUGCAUGAACUUGUUGUUAGUCUUUCCCUCAAGGAGUUGUCACAGCGGACCAUCUGAUCCGCACACAACUGUGCAAUCGUCCCGUUUGGACCAGGCUUGGGAGCAAGGUGCAUCCAGUGGCUGUGCUUUGGGCAUUGACAGACCGACCACUCAACCACCAAUAGGAUGUAGAACAUUCUUUGCCACUUUUUAUUCUAGAAUUUCUCACAUCAUUCAGGUCAGAGGUGAAAGUUAACUAAGUAACAUAGUUUCUCUGUUACUUUACGUAAGUACAUGUUUCACGUAUCUAGACUUUACAUAAGAAGAUUUAUUAGUUGAUACCUUUUACUUACACACCUGUACUUUCUACUCCACUACAUUUCGGCAUGGUGGUCAGCAGUAAGCUCAGUGGAUAAGGCAUUGGAUUAUUCCAGGUCCUACCAAACCCCAGCACCACCAUGUUUUCACUGGUGAGCAAGGCCCUUAACACUUAGCUGCUUAAAUGUUCUUUCAGCUGUUCCUGUCAAAGGCUCACCACAGGGAAUCAUCUUUUUUUUUUUUUUUUUUUAACGCAGGAUGCCCUUUUUGACCCAACCCUCUCGUUUUAUCUAAUUUAGUGCGUUAGGUGAGAAUUGAACCCAUGCCUUCUAAAUGGCAGACGAGAAACCUACCACUGAACCACCAACAGCAUCUAAAAUAUUUGUGACUACUUUUUAAACUGUUGGAUGUUUUACAUAAUUUAGAUCAGUGGUGAAAGGCAACUAAGUGCAUUUACUAUCAAGUACAUAUUUUAUGCAUCUGUGUUUUAGUUGAGUAGAUUUAUUAGUUAAUAUUAGCUAGUUAGAGGUCACCAGAGGUGUGACGAUGCGUUAGGGAUCUGUGUAAGAUCAGUGGCUAUGGCAUUAGACUAUUGAUCGGAAAAUCCCAGGUUCAAACCCUAGCACCACAAAGUUGCAAACGGUGAUCCUGUGAGGCCCUAGGAAGAGCAAGGCCCUCGUAUAUUGAUGUAUGUCUUUUAGCUGCUCCCUAAUUAAGGGGUUGCCACAGCGGACCAUCCGAUCCGCACAACAACUUGGCACAGGAUACCCCAGGAUUCCCUUCCUGACACAAUCCUCCUUCAUCCGGGCUUGGGACCAGCACUGCCUUUAGUGGCUUGGGUUCAGUCAUUAGGGUGGGAAUUGUCUUCUGCAUGACAGGCGAGAAACCUACAGUACGGGUGAUCCACCAACGCCCAGCUGCUUAGAUGUAUAAUGAGAUAAAAUCUAAUCUAAGUCACUGUGGAUAAGGGCGUCUGCCCAACGGCAGAAAUGUUACAUAAUCAAAGUGGUAUGUGGCGUUCUCGCCACCUGCCGGAUAUUAUGCAUGAUUUUAUGUUUGAAAUUAGUGGAAACGAUGAUGUGCAGACAGUGACGACACAGCACGGUCACAGAGAGAGAGAGACUAUUACUAUUAUAACUUUAUACAGUUGAGUAAAUUUAAAGGUACUGAAGGUAGAAAUGUAAAUGGAGGACUUUUACUUGAGUGCCAUUUUACCUUGGGUAGCUCUACUUUUACUCAAGUACCGUAUUUUCAUACUUUGUCCACCUCUGAUACAAGAACCAGGAAGUCAUUUGGCCGCUACCUCUUUCCUUGUAUCAGGUAGAGCUAAUGCACUUACGCUGUGCAACCAAAGGUAUGUGGAAACCUAUCGGACAGACCUGUCUGAGCAUGUUAGACACCCACUUCCAACAACUAGGGGCUAUUCAUAUGGACUUAAUCUCACUUUGUUCUUAUAAUAAACUCCACCCUGGAAUUUGGAAUGGAUUUCUACAGGAGUUUGUAGAAAUAUCUUUCUAGGUACUCAUGUCACGUGAGUAGCCAGUUGUUCCAGUUUAUUUCCAGAGGUGUUCAGAGGGGUUGAGGUAAGGACUCUGAGCAGGCUGCUAGAGGUCCUUCAUACCGAACUGCUCAAUCAUUGUCUUAAUGGACCUCGCUUUGUCCUCAGGGGUAUUGUCGUCAUGCUCAAACAGGAAAUGCCCUACCCCCCAACAGCUGCCACUGUUUAGGAAGCAUGUAAUUGUCUUAGCAUUAACAUUACAAUAACACAAACCCAAAACGUGAUAAACAGAUAAACGAGUUCAUUAUCUAUUCUCCACCAUGCUUUAUUUUUUCGGCACUCCACAGGCUGAUCUGUGUGUUGUAUUUUCCUGGCAUCCACCAAACCCAGAUUCAUCCAUCAGGCUUCAUCGCCACGAUGGGUGUAAAAGGUAUUUAGUGCCACAAAGAGAGUAGAAAGCCAAAUAUCCGAUCAUGAAUAGUCGCUCGGUUGGAUGUGGAACCACAAAUGCCUCCUUGGUCACCACUUGCUCCUUCUGCAUACUAGAUAAUGGUAGUGCAUUUUGUAGGAGAUUUUUAGUCUUGGUCCUGUUUUUGGAUCCAAGUCUCAAAUACUUAUGGGACCUGGUGUGUAGAAGGAGUUAUUUAUUCUCCUUUAAAAUCCUUUAACAUGACUAGGAUGUAUACCCAAAUGUCCAAAUAUAACAGGCUACUAUUUUGACCUACUUUUUAGUAUAGAUGUACGUGAUUUGGGAUGGAACCCACAGGGCAGCAGCUGAAAUGACGUUCCAAUAGAGCACACUACGUAGGCUGAGGAUCCAAAAUGACUCCUGACUUCAUAUGCAGUGUCACUAUGAAGCAACAAACUGGCAGAGACGGCAUAAGUGUGUGUGUGUUCAUGUGUGUGUGAGUAUAAGUGUGAGUAGAUGGGUGCUGGGUCUAGAAAACACUCUGUUCUUGUUGACAUUCUGGCAUGUACAGUUUGUAUGAACGAGUGUCAGAGAUAAGGAAAUAUGUGUGUGGUGUUUAGUAACAAGUUGUGUGUGUAUGUGUGUGCGUGUUGUACAUGAGUAUGUCUGAGUUUUGGGCUAAGUGAAAGGGACUUGUAAACUGAAACCUCACACACAGUCUGUCACACACACACACACACACACCCUCUUUCUCACUCGUACACAUGCACACAAACAUGGAGCUUGUAUUUGCACACAUUGGACCUUGGUGGACGAAAAAAGGUCAAGGACUUGGAACUUGUCCAGUGCUGCAGAAAGCAUGUCCUCCAGCUCUGAAAAAUUGAGUCCGAUGCGGAAGUCUCGAAACAUGCAGUUCCUCAAAUGACCACUAGUUGGCUCCAAAACAGAUUGUGAGGGAAGGAGACACUAAUCAUGAUGGACAGCUGGACUUCGAGGAGUUCACGCAGUACCUGCGCGCACACGAGAAGCGUCUCCGGCUCAUGUUCAGCAGCCUGGACCGCAAUCACGACGGUGAGAUCGAUGCUGGAGAGAUCCAGCUCUCGUUACACAACGUAGGAGUGGAGGUUACGCUAGAGGAGGCAAACAAGAUCCUCCAGAGUAUGGACAAGGAUGGCACUAUGACCAUCGACUGGGUGGAGUGGCGCGACCAUUUCCUGUUUAAUCCUCUGCACAACAUGGAGGACAUCGCCCUCUACUGGAAACGCUCCUUGAUCCUGGACAUCGGCGAGCUCCUGACGGUUCCUGACGAGUUCUCGGAGAAGGAGCGGAAAUCAGGGUUUGUGUGGAGGCAGCUGAUGGCAGGCGCCAUGGCAGGAACCGUCUCCAGGACGGGCACGGCUCCUCUCGACCGACUCAAAGUCUUCCUGCAGGUUCAUGGUCAGAGUUUGGAUAAGGGCAGUGUGUGGAAGGGUCUGAGGGGGAUGGUGAAGGAGGGCGGAGUCAGAGCUCUGUGGAGAGGAAACGGAAUUAAUGUGCUCAAAAUCGCCCCGGAAACGGCCAUCAAGUUCCUCGCUUACGAACAGAUUAAGCAGCUGAUUCACGGCAGUAAAGACGGAGGAAGUCUGAAGGUUCAUGAGAGGUUCAUUGCUGGAUCAUUAGCAGGAGCCACAGCGCAGACCAUCAUUUACCCCAUGGAGGUGCUGAAGACGCGUCUGACCCUGCGUAAGACCGGGCAGUACUCGGGCAUGACGGACUGCGCUCGGCAGAUCCUGCUGAAGGAGGGAGUGCGGGCGUUUUAUAAAGGCUACAUACCCAACAUACUGGGCAUCAUCCCGUACGCGGGCAUCGACCUGGCCGUCUACGAGACCCUGAAGAACGUGUGGUUACAGAGACACAGCUCUACCUCGGCUGACCCUGGGGUCUUCGUACUGGUCGGGUGUGGUACGGUUUCCAGCACAUGUGGUCAGCUGGCAUCGUACCCGCUCGCUCUGGUCCGAACCCGCAUGCAGGCACAGGCGUCGGUGAAAGGCGCCCCUCAGCUCUCCAUGCUCGCUCUGUUCCGCAGCAUCAUGGCCCAGGAGGGCGUGGUGGGACUGUACCGCGGCAUCGCGCCUAACUUCCUCAAGGUCAUUCCCGCCGUCAGCAUCUCCUACGUGGUGUACGAACACAUGAGGAAAGUACUAGGGGUGGGAAAGUGAGUGAGUGUGAGAGAGAGAGAGAGAGAGAGAGAGAGAGAGACUGAGGAGAGUCUUUAUAUGAAAUGAUAGACAGAGUAAGAGAUGAAAGAGAAGGAAGAGUAAGUGAAAAGCUUGUUAAUGCUCUCGGUGAUGGAGAGAUGAAUUGACCAAAGAGAGGAUUUGCUCUCGAAGCCAGAGACGAUGAAAGCUCGAAUUCUACUGAACAUUCUGACUGAAAAUCAACAGGGCUACACUCGGGACAUUUUGUAAUAAAUAAAAAAAAUAAAAUAUAAAAAUCUAUUUAAUCAGUAAUAUUAAUGUAUAUUAAAUUUUAAACAUGCACAAAAAAAACCUAAUGAUGGCUGACGUUGAUGUUUUACAGAUUAUCAGCAAGACUGUGAUCUAUAAAUAUUUAGCUACGUGUUAUUUCUCUAUUUCCUUGGUGUUUAUUUGUGCUGUUGAUCAACAGGGUCCUCACAUUCAGACUCACAGGCUGUCCUCCUUGCGAGGUGACAUGAACACUAAAGUGUCUGUUAAUUCUUGGUAAUAAAAGUGUGUGUGAGUGUGUGUGUGUGCGCAAGAUACUGUAUAUAUACCGUAUAUUCUCCAGAUUAUAAAAACCUGUUGCGUCUGUUGUGUUUAAUGCAUGGAUUAGGUGCAUAUUUUAAUAAGGUUCAGCAUGCCGACCUACAGUACCAGGAGAAGUUUUCAGGCCUGACAGACGGAUUGAAGGUUUAUAUUCUGGAAAAUAUGGUGUAAAUGAGCAUGAGCUGCUUUUUUUUUAAAAUGCGUGUGAAGUUUGCAUGUAAAUGAGCAUGUGUUAUAUUUUAUAUAUAUAAUAUGUAAGAGACUAGAUCUAUUUUCUUAACUGCCGUGUGGAAGUGUGACCAUGAAACAAUGGAAAAAAGUGUUUCUGACCCCUUUUG